AUGGAAAAUAUUCAGAAACAAAAUAGAGAUCAUGUUGAUUUAAUGGAUGUUGAUAUUCAAUUAAAAUCAUAUCGUUAUGAUUGUUCUGAAAAAAGUAGAACUAAUUCUGGAUUUAUUGGAGAUGAUAUUUCUUUGCCAACAAGUAUUAUGGAAUUUAAUAAGGAAGGCAGACCAACACUACAUGACUUAAUAAAAAAAAAUAUUGAUGAAGAUAUAACUGGAAACAUUUUGUCUGGAAAUAUUACAACACCAAAGAGAAUUGAUAGUGAAUCAAUACAUGAAGAUGAAAAAUUUCAAGGAUUUGGAUGGGUUAAAGGUGUUCUUUUAAGAUGUAUUUUAUGUAUUAUUGGAGCAACACUUUAUAUGCGUAUGUCAUGGAUUGCAGGACAAGCUGGAAUAUUUCUUGGAAUGAUGGUAAUUUUAUUAUCAUUAAUAGUUGUUACAAUAACAGCUGUCUCAAUGUCAGCUAUUGCUACAAAUGGUGAAAUAAAAAAUGGUGGUUGUUAUUAUUUAAUUUCAAGAUCAUUAGGACCAGAAUUUGGUGGUUCUAUUGGUUUAAUAUUAUAUAUAGCAAAUAUGGUUAAUGGUGCUAUGAAUUGUGUUGGAUUAGCAGAAUCAUUAGUAUUUCUAUUUGGACAACUUAAUUUUAAAUUAUUUGAUGGUGGAAUUAAUGAUGUUAGAGUUUAUGGAUUAUCAACAUGUGUUAUUUUACAAGGUAUAAUUUUUAUUGGAACAGAAUUUGAAAAUAAAACACAAAUAAUUCUUUUAAUAACAAUAAUUUUAUCUAUACUUUCACAUACUAUUGGAGCAUUUUUACCUGUUACACAAGAACAAUUAAAACAUGGAAUUAUUGGUUUUUCAUUUAAAACAAUAAUGAAUAAUUUUUGGCCAGAUUUUAGAGAUGGUAAUAGUUUUAUUACAGUAUUUGGUGUUUAUUUUCCAGCAAUGACUGGUAUAAUGGCUGGUGCUAAUAUGUCAGGUGAUUUAAAAGAUCCAUCAAAAUCAAUUCCAAUAGGAACAAUGACAGCAAUAAUGAUAACAACAAUAAUAUAUUCUGGUACUAUGUUACUUUCUGCAUGUGCAACAGUAAGAGAUUCAACAGGAUUUAAUAUACCAACAUUUCCAAAUAAUAAUUAUGAUCUUAUAUUACCAACAUGUCGUCAAAAUAAUACAUGUAAAUUUGGUUUAGCUAAUGAUUAUCAAGUACCAUUAACACAAGCAGCAUUUAGUCCAUUAAUUAUUGCUGGAAUAAUUGCUUCAACAUUAUCAUCUGCCUCUGGAUGUUUAAUUGGUGCACCAAGAAUAUUUCAAGCACUUUGUCAAGAUAAAUUAUUUCCAGGAUUAUCAUAUUUUGGUAAAGGUAGAGGUAUAACAAAUGAACCAUUUAAUGCAUAUUUUUUAACAUUUUUUUUAACAUGUUGUGUUAUACUUAUUGGAGAUUUAAAUGCAAUCUCUGAAAUUAUAACAAAUUUUUUUUUAGCAGCAUUUGCUAUAACAAAUUUUGCAUGUUUUGAUUCAUCAGCAAGUAAAUCACCUGGUUUUAGACCUGGAUUUAAAUAUUAUAACAAAUGGUUAUCUUUAUUUGGUUCUGUUUUAUGUAUAAGUUUAAUGUUUAUAUUAUCAUGGGUUACAUCACUUAUUACAUUAUUUAUUUUUGCUAUAUUAUUUUUAUUUUUAAAGCAUACAGUUCAUAAUGUUAAUUGGGGAUCAUCAACUGAAGCAAAUCGUUAUCGUAUUGCUCUAAUGGAACUUUUAAAAUUGUCAAGACAUGAAGAACAUGUUAAAAAUUAUAGACCACAAAUUUUGGUUCUUACUGGUAAUCCAAUUGCAAGGCAAAGUCUUGUUGAUUUUACUCAUGCUAUUAUGGGGGGACAAAAUCUUAUGCUUUGUGGACAUGUUGUACCAUAUGUUUCUUCUGUUUCAGCAACAGCUUGUAUAAGAAAAUUAAAUUCCAAGAUGAGUGAUAUUAUAAAAGAAAGAAAAUGGAAAUCAUUUUAUUGCAGUAUUUCUAAUAAAAGUUUAAGAAAUGGAGUUCAAGGUCUUCUUCAAUCAGUUGGCUUAGGAAAAAUGCAACCAAAUAUUCUUUUAAUUGGUUUCAAAUAUAAUUGGUUAAAAGAAACAUUAGACGAAAAGUAUAAAAAUGAUGUUAAAGAAUAUCAAUAUGUAAUUUUGGAUGCCUUUGAAUCUAAUAUGAAUUUAUGUAUUUUUAAAAAUGGUAAUGAAAGACUUGAUCAUAGUAUUUUAUUAAGAGAUUUUUAUGAAAAAUUUUUAAAUGAAAUUCCUGAAAUUCUAAUGACUGAUAAAACAAAUUCUUUACAAGAAGAUUAUUUAAGAGGAUAUUCUUCUGAUUUUUCAAGACAAUAUUUAACAAUAUCUUCAUCUCAACAACUUAUAAAACAUAGAAGUUUAAGUAGUAUAAUAAGUCUUGGAAAUGGGUCAAGAAAUAGUUCUUCUAAUGAUAUUACUGCUGACAUUAAAAUAUCAAUAAAUGAUAAAUUUAGAUAUAAAAUUAAUAAUGGCAUUAUUGAUGUUUGGUGGUUAGACAAUGACGGUGGACUUAUACUUUUAAUACCAUACUUAUUAACUACAAAUAUUCAUUCCUAUUUACAUAAUGCAUCUUUAAGAAUAUUUGUAAUUGUUGAUUCUCAUAAUAUUAAUCCUGAAAAAGCAAAAGAAAAUUUACAAAAACUGUUACAUAAAUUUAGAAUAAAAUAUACAGAAAUAAUAGUAAUUGUAGAAGAAAAUAAUAAAUUGUGUCCUGAAACAGAAAUGGAAUAUAAUUUUUAUAUUGAACUUCUGAAUCCUAAACUAAAUUCUCAAAAUCAUCUUCUUAAUUCUACAUUACUAGAAAAAUAUUCACACAAGACACGUCAAUACCUCUGGUUACGUGAAGUUAUAUUAAAAAAUUCAAUUGAUUCCAAUUUAUUAAUAAUUUCUCUUCCAAUUGCUCAUGAAUCAGUUAUAUUAUCACCUUUAUAUAUGAUAUGGUUAGAUUUGUUAUCAAAAGAUAUGCCACCAAUAUUAUUUGUUAAAGGAAAUAAUAUUUCUGUUUUAACAUACAUUUCAUAA
Strongyloides ratti is the source of this 3069-nucleotide messenger RNA. RefSeq names its product Solute carrier family 12 member 1. Gene Ontology annotation, biological process: potassium ion import across plasma membrane; chloride transmembrane transport; sodium ion homeostasis. The transcript has 2 exons. Gene Ontology annotation, cellular component: membrane. The record is from RefSeq and is a predicted model, not a curated record. Lineage: Eukaryota; Metazoa; Nematoda; Chromadorea; Rhabditida; Strongyloididae. Gene Ontology annotation, molecular function: sodium:potassium:chloride symporter activity. The coding region runs from base 1 to 3069 and encodes 1022 amino acids.